AUGUACUGCUUGACCGAUCCAUACUGCUGGCUGGACUCCAAUAUGACGCGACCUCCACAAAGACCCAUCAAGCGACUUCUUAUCGCGAAUAGGGGAGAGAUAGCAACACGAAUAAUCUCUUCAGCCCGAGAACUUGACAUUGAGACGUUUGCAAUCUACGUGUCAGGGGACGACUCGCAUGCCGUCCGAGCAAACCAUGCGAUCAAGCUGUCAUCAGCUCCAUCAUUCAUGAGUAUUCAUGAUCUUGUCGGCAUCGUUAAGAAGCACCAAAUCGAUGCUGUACAUCCAGGAUACGGCUUUCUAUCAGAGUCGGAAGAAUUCUCGAAGAGAAUCUGGGAAGAAACCGGCGCAGUAGUUGUCGGCCCUGGGUGGGGCAUUUUGAGUAAUACUGGAGAUAAACUCAAGGCGAGAGAGCUUGCUCAACAAUGUCACGUCCCAGUGUCUCCAGCACUCCAGCAUCCGACUAAUAAGGUUGAAGACGUCCAACGCUUCGCAUCCGAAGUAGGCCUUCCGAUCAUGGUCAAAGCAGUAGAUGGAGGCGGUGGCCGCGGUAUCCGUCUCAUCCGCAGCGAAGACCAGCUUGCAUCCUCGGUGAAGAGAGCAGUCGAAGAAAGCCCGUCCAAGCAAAUUUUUGCAGAAAAGGCUGCAGUCGAUGGCUUCCGACAUAUCGAAGUACAAAUAAUUGGGAACGGUACUGGAAACGUGACGCAUCUAUGGGAACGCGAAUGCAGCAUUCAGAGAAGAUACCAGAAGAUCGUUGAGCUAGCACCCAGUGUGGUGUCUGACAGAGACUUGAUCGCACAGGUCAUCCAAAAUGCUCUGACAAUGGCGAAACAUAUACACUACUUCUCCCUCGGCACCUUUGAGUUUCUCGUGAAUCCAUCGACGAAAGAGUACUACUUUUUGGAGGUUAACCCUCGCUUACAAGUCGAGCACACGAUUACGGAGUCCAUCUCCAUGACUGAUAUCGUCAAGGCACAGCUAUUACUCUCUCAGGGUGCUUCUUUGAAUGACUGCGGCCUACCAACCGCGGAAAGAAACCCGAAAGUUCCUCCUCCAGCGCGUUCGAUUCAGCUGCGUAUCACAGCGGAGAAUGUUCAAAGUGACUGGUCAUUGUCAAUCGGCAAGAUCACAUCUUCACAGUUUCCGUCGGGCAACGGCAUUCGAGUUGACACACAUCUCAUCAGCGGCCGACCCGCCGUGGUAUCCGCAGAUUUCGACAGUCUGAUCGCAAAGGUCAUCGUUACAGCUUCGUCGUGGAAAGAUGCCGUUCGCAAAGCCCAGCGAGCUCUAGAUGAUACACGAAUCGCUGGAGUGAAGACAAACCUCGACAUGUUAAAAGCUAUCGUUGCGCACCCAGACUUCCUAAACGGACAAUGCGACACGCAAUGGCUAGAAAGCAAACAAACCGAGCUGCUCCAAUCAAGCCAAACUAUCGCUUCAGCUACCCCAAACACCCUAAACUCAGACAUCGCGCCAUCCUCCUCACCAGCCUCAGUCUCAACAGCUAACACACUCUUCCGAAAAGGCGACGCUUGGUCCAUUUCCAUCUCCACUCCCACCACAAAAGCUGGCGAGAAACCACCACCCCACCACCUCGAACUAACACGCGUCCUGCGAAACGACUUUCCUACCUCCCUUAGUGCAGAACUCCUCUUCACUACGCCUUCAACAGCUUUGUCUAGCAUGCCCCAAACAACACCCUACACCAUAACCCUCUCUUCAACCUCCGCCAGUGCAUCGGCCGCAACGUCGCACCACAGGCGAGGGAACCAGUCCGAUCCAUCGCAUAUUAGCAUCCCAUUCCCGGGAAAACUGGUAGAAGUGUUGGUCGACGAGGGUGACGUGGUGAAGGAAGGGGACGUUAUGUGUGUAGUCCAACAAAUGAAAAUGGAACUAGAAGUACGCAGUCCACGUAGUGGACGCGUGACGUGGGUUACGGAAGCGGAGGAUGGGGAGGAUGUAGCCGAGGGGGUGUUGGCUGCUAUCGUCGAAAGCUCUCAAGAAACGCGUCUUUGA
Alternaria metachromatica is the source of this 2019-nucleotide messenger RNA. RefSeq lists its product as uncharacterized. Gene Ontology annotation, molecular function: metal ion binding; ATP binding. The record is from RefSeq and is a predicted model, not a curated record. The transcript has 4 exons. NCBI's taxonomy places the organism in Eukaryota, Fungi, Ascomycota, Dothideomycetes, Pleosporales, Pleosporaceae. The coding region runs from base 1 to 2019 and encodes 672 amino acids.